Messenger RNA from Drosophila guanche, 943 nucleotides. RefSeq names its product 26S proteasome non-ATPase regulatory subunit 8 (gene Rpn12). The transcript has a single exon. The record is from RefSeq and is a predicted model, not a curated record. Gene Ontology annotation, biological process: proteasome-mediated ubiquitin-dependent protein catabolic process. Gene Ontology annotation, cellular component: proteasome regulatory particle, lid subcomplex; proteasome regulatory particle; cytosol. Lineage: Eukaryota; Metazoa; Arthropoda; Insecta; Diptera; Drosophilidae. Bases 90 to 884 code for a protein of 264 amino acids.
CAAUACUCCCGAAAAGCAUCUCUAGAGUCCACCAAAAACGAAACUCAUUCUCCGUAGUUUUUGCAAACAAAGUAAAGCAAUAGUUAAAAAUGGCUUCGGUGGAAACACUAUACAAGGAACUGACCGCCGAGUGGUCCAAGCGUCCGCCCAACACCAAGAAAUGCGGCCAGCUGCUGGACCAACUGAAAAUAGCCCUAGUCAAGAUGGCCUUCCUACCGACAGACGGCAACGAUGCCCAGAACUCGAAGAAGCAACUGCUGUUGGCUCGCUGCGUGCUGGAAAUCGCCGUGGAACACAGCGUGUUGAGCAAGGAUCUGCAGGCCUUUGAGCGCUACAUGUCGCAGCUGAAGUGCUACUACUACGACUAUGCCAAGAUCAUUGGCGAAUCGGACAACAAGUACAAACUAUUGGGGCUCAACUUGCUGUACCUGCUGUCCGGCAAUCGGGUCUCCGAUUUCCACACCGAGCUCGAGCUGCUGUCGGUGGACAUCAUUCAGCACAACCAGUACAUUCGACCCAUCCUGGCCCUCGAGCAGUACAUUAUGGAGGGCAGGUACAAUAAGAUUUUCCAGGCCAAGUCCUCGAUGCCCGCUGAAGUCUACAACUACUUCAUGGACCUUCUGGUGGAGACGGUGCGCGACGAAAUUGGCGCCUGCAUUGAAAAGUCGUACGAGAAGAUAUCCGCCAAGGACGCAGCCAAGCGACUGAAUCUGCGUGUUCCGGAUGAGAUCAAAGUGUUUGGCGAAAAACGCCAGUGGAAACUGGAGGGCAAUGGAAACUAUAGCUUCACAGACCGCAGCAUAAAGCCAAAAGAGGCCCUGCCCUCCGAGGAGCUGGCUGAGCAGGUGCUCAGCUAUGCCCGGGAUCUGGAGAUGAUAGUUUAAGGGACCUAAAAAAGUUGUAAUAUUUUAAAAAAUGCAUCAAUAAAGUAACAUUUAAUCUA